This is a messenger RNA of Salvelinus namaycush (lake trout), 5264 nucleotides long. Its product is annotated as tumor necrosis factor ligand superfamily member 14-like. Gene Ontology annotation, cellular component: membrane. NCBI's taxonomy places the organism in Eukaryota, Metazoa, Chordata, Actinopteri, Salmoniformes, Salmonidae. The transcript has 4 exons. Gene Ontology annotation, molecular function: tumor necrosis factor receptor binding. Gene Ontology annotation, biological process: immune response. The coding region runs from base 1917 to 2633 and encodes 238 amino acids. The record is from RefSeq and is a predicted model, not a curated record.
CACACAGAGAUGCACACAUCCAGUAAGCACUGACUGACGUAGGAUGUACAUGGAUGUUGAAAAUUUGGUGAAAUUUGGUCAGUCCAUCUUGGUCUUGAUUUCAACAUCAACAGAAGUUAAUUUCCAGACCGGCCUUGAUUUGGCCCUAAAAUUAAUGUAUAUAAUUGGUUCAGAUUUGGUCCGCUCUGGACCACCCUUGAUUUGGCCCAAACAUGGACAUCUAUGAUUUCUUAAGAUUUGGUCAGCUCUGAGCGGGCCUAUGUUUGGUUCAGAUUUCGUCCUGUCUGGACUAACCACAUUUUUAUGUCCGUAAAAUACGUAUUUUCAAUGUUUUUAAAAUACAUUUUCAACUUUCACUUAGAACUGAAAAUUAACUUGACUUCAACGUCCAUGUCUUUUCAACUUCUUUCCAACAUCAUUUUGCUCACUGGGCACUCAUUUCAUACAGUUUUUUUUAGCCAGAAUUGUCCACUCAGUGACAAUUUCCACAGUUUUCCAAGGAUUCCUGGAUUCCAUAGAAUCAAUAAAAACAUACACAUCACAUAAAAGUUUUCUAGAUCAAAACACACGUACACAAAAGCAUACACAGCAUACCCAGUAGUAAACAUACAAAAAUAUGUACACACAUACAGCAUAUGCCGUGUACAUACCAUUUUUAAGGACAACUUGUUGUACGUUUUAGUUAGAUGACAUGCAGAAUGUUUUUUUUAGAAGUGUGCAUUAUGGUCAGAGAGGCUGUGGGUGGUGCUAUGACCAAGGGAAAGCUUUACAUUGUUAUUGCAAUGUGCUCUUGUUAGUUUUGGAUGAGGUUUACUCUUUGCCACUGAUCUCAGAUUUGUACUGCCCCAGCCUGAUAGCUAAGGGGGUUUGGAAAGGGUGUUGAUCCUACAUCUGAAUAUGAUUUUGAAUAUAUAUGUUUAGUUGUAGAUUAUUUUCACUAGUGGGUGAUUGAAAACUUAAAGAAUUGAAAAUUACUUUUAGAACACACCUUAGAGAGCAUGCUGAAGCUAAAUAUGGACACCCCUGCUGUGUACCUUUAAUCCACUUCCUGACAUAGUAAACCACAAUCCAUCUCCAAGUGCCAAGCAGAGACGCAUUUUUCCAGUCUUUGGUAUGACUUGACCGGGGAUCAAACUCCCAACCUCCCAAUGUCAGGGAGGGCAAAGAAUGAUCUUGACAAAGUAUGUGGUAAAAAAGAAUUAGCAUGAAAAGUCUUAACAACACAAGAAUAACAAUACAAUUAACCAUAUAUUGUUGUUUUUUACAAGAAGCUGCACUGUAAAGGAACAUGAAUAUAUUGGUCUUGUCAUGAUUUUAUUGUUUUUGCUGGUAGAGUUGACAGCAGACCACUCUCUACCAGAUCAGAUACUCAUCAUGAGAGUGGCUGAGAGUGAGUGAGAGGAAGUGUGAACAGAGACAAAUUAUUGCGAAACUCCAUGUAUGCUGUAGUAGGCUAGAGUGGGAGGGUGUAUGUAGUGUAGUGGGGAGGUGAUCAUACUCAGUGCAUGGACACUCUAUAAGAUGCUCAUUUGCAUUUGCCUCGCUCUAUCUGACUGAUUGAAACUUAACACCAGAGGUAACCGUUCUCUCUCUGUCAAGAUUUAUUUUGAUUAAGACAAGUUUUGCUUUCUGUGACUGCUCUUUGGGGAGGUGGUCGUUUCUGUGAAGGAUUUCCACAUUUCUCAUAUCUGGAAGUUUUCUUCCACUACUGUGUGUCUUGUCUUUUCUGCUGACAAGAUGACCUGAGGAGUCAUACUGUACAACCCACACUAGUGCUUGGUCUUGCUCUGGGAAAGAAUCUCUCUGUGUCUCGUUGUGUGCCGGGACCCCUGGUGCGUGGACCUCACUCAGGUACUACUUGACUUCCUCUUGGAGGAUCCUUUUUCAGUUCCUUAUAUUCUCUGAUCGGAGACAUCAUGGCUGAGGGUGGUGUCCCGUACCCCUCCGUGUUCAUGGUGGAUAGCCAUGCAACCUACCCACCGCUGCCCCCCAAGCCGAGACCUCCUGGUCGGGGUGGUGUGGCCCAAAGCCUGCUGUUCUUGCUGGUUGGUCUGGCUUUGUGUGGCUUGGCCAUAGAGGCCUGCUUCAUCUACCACCUCUACUCUAAACAGGGAUCUGCGGAGUCAGGGUCAGUUGGUAUGAGUAUCCAAGACCAAGAGGACAUUCCGAAGGAGGUUCCCCCAACUUCAAGACCGAACCCUAUUGUGUUGCCUUCAAAACCUGUUGCACAUCUGACAGCUGGACCUCAAGCACCUCAUGGAGAUGGAGUCAUGGUAUGGAACAUGCAGGCAGAACCGCUCCUCCAUGAAAUGGAGUACAAAGAUGGCAAGCUUGUCAUCCAGAAGGAAGGUUACUACUACGUCUACUCUAAGAUCUUCUUCAGUGAGGUCAAUAUUGAGUUCACACACUCAGUCUGCAGAAAUACUCCACGGUAUCUUGGGGAGGACAUUGAACUCCUUAAGUCCAGGAGAUAUUACCCCAAGUUUGGGAAAAUGAUGUCCACAUCAAACAGCUACCUGGGAGGGGUGUUCCACUUCUUUGAAGAUGACUCCAUCUUUGUCAAAGUGAAAAAUGUCACUCAAGUUCGGAUACAAUAUUCCACAGAGAACGUGUUUGGUAUCUAUAUGAUAUAAUAAGCCUGGGGUUGAUGAUGAAGAUACUUAUUUUUAGAUAGCUGGCUGAUUAUCAUUUGUUUAAGGCAUAAUAAUACUGUAGGCCAAUUUACAUGUAAUGUUGCUACGCAGGGCCUUCCCCCUUCCCGGCACACCAUCAUUUUCUUUAAACAAAUCCUUGCAUCAAGAUGCAAUUCGAUGCGUGGAAAAUUGACUGUUGAAGAAAAAGCCCCUUUAUAAUAAAGCCAUAAUAACGUUUGCCAUGUGGCAUACACUAGGCUACAGUUGAGCAGAGGCAUUUUUAGGAUUUCCACACAUGGGGAUUUUUUUUAGCAGGGUCGUAAAAGAAUCCGCUUUAAAAAAAAAAAUGCAUUUAACGCAGUUCUACAUCAUUUACAUGACCUAAAGACAUUAGUUGAAUCUUUUUAUUACCACACAACUGACUGAAAUGACUGGCUACUCUGACACUGACAAACUGAGAUCAAUCUGGUCUUGAAUUCAAACAAACAAUAGCCCAGGCCAAUGAAGCGACACAAUAUUAGGAGGCAAUAUAUAUACAGUAUAUACUGUAUAUCAUAGGUUACAGUAGGUUACUAAAUAAAAUGUCGAGUGGCACACUGAUUCACCUAAUGAUGAAGAUGAAGCCAUAGGCUUCUCACGGUGAGGGCUGAUGUUAGCUAAAAAUUGGGAGUUGUCAAGAACAUUUUUUUAUUGGUUCUAUAGACAGAUUAGUCUUCUCUUUUCACUAGUAGGCAUUUGCUUUCCAAACUGUGCGUUCUUCCCACAAUUUUAUUUUGAAAUCUGCAAACUGACAGCUGCUUCCCAACCAUAGAAGUACAAUCCAUAGAUGGCAGUUCCCAUUCAAGUCAGAACUGGCAUCCACUGCUGGUGUACCACUUCAAUGGAGUAUAUAUCUAUGGCCAAAAAGCAACAAGCUGUAGCCUAUUUGGGGCGCAUGACCUUCCUGACUGUAGGCAUACCAGUAACUGCCAAAAUAAAGGAAACACAUGAGUUAACAAGGGAUACAAGGUAUACAGUAUGUUAUGGUGUGGGGGGCAUUUUCCUGGCAUGGUUUAGAGCCACAUGCAUAAUCUAUGCCAAGGAGCAUUGAAGCUGUUCUGGCAGUUCAUGGUGGCGCAGCACCCUUUUAAGACACUUUUUGUUGGUGUUUCCUUAAUUUUGGGAGAUAUCUGUAUGUGCUUGUGAUAAAACUUAAUUCACAGUUAUUUUUUUUAUAAACGAUUUAUCCUCUGCAGCUAAAUUAUGCUUUCUGGUGUAUUUUGAACAUUGAGAGCGGUUGGAUGGUUGGAUUAAAAAAAUAUAUAUAUAUAAAAUAAAAAGUUUUAUUAUUUUUUGCCUCUUGGGCCCAGUCCUUGACUCACACAAUUGACCAGUCCUAUUUAUUUAUUAUGCAGUUAUUAUUUAUAUAUUUUUAUUAAUCAAUUACCCAAUCAAGACAGGGGACCCCCUACCUCCUCUCCUCCCUCCCUUCUGAUGAUUAGCAGAGCGACAGCAGGCAGCAGCUAGACUCAUUGAUAGCAGAGUCCUGAGUCUUCCUGUGGCAGUUGUAGUGAAAAAGUAUAAAAUAUGUGCUACAUAUAUAAUAUAUACAACAUAUAAUAUAUAUAUAUAACAUAUAAUAUAUACAGUAUAUAUUUCCUUGAUAGUUAAACAUUUAUUUAAAAACAAAAAAAAUCAUUGCUGCCUCUUGGGCCCCCAAUGGGCCUGGACGCAGGUGUUAAAGCCCCGGUAAACCCCUGCAUUAAUCAGGCCCUGUUGCUAAGGUAAAUCAUAAAAUCGGAUAAAAUUAUAAUAUAUUGAUUGAUUUUGCUUUUGUAGAAUAAAACACUUUUUUUAUCAGUGUUGGUGGUGAAAGUGCAGAAUAUUCUGGAGUUAACAUUAUUAGGGAUGUUUGUAUUCACUCCGUGUUGCUUCUCUUUUGUAAGUAGUGUUGUUAUUGAUGGGGGUUUAGGUCAGGAGGUAACACAUUAUGUUGAUAGUCCGCUCUCAAGAACAAGAACAAAAGAAGUGUAUGAACAUUACCUCUGUAUGCUAGGGUUCAAUGCAUAUUUACAGACAUCAGCUCUUUAUACUCUUACUUGUUUGUUAUAUUGACCUGAUUAAAAAUAAUAUAUCCAUAAUAGUAUAAGGAAAUACAUAAUAUAGAUAUAGAGAAAAAUAUUUAGAUAUUUAGAUAAUUCCAAAUAGAGACAAGUAGAUAUAUUCUACAUUAUUGAAACGAUUUAAGAAUACCUGAUAUUCAGGUAAAUUGCAUGUAAACCACUGCAUAGUGUUCAUGAUAAGGUCAAAUGUUGGACUAUCUAUUUCCCUCUUUGUAUAACCUCCAUAAAAUUACAAAGUGAUUAACUAAUUUCAAUACCCUCGACAUGUUGUAUUUCACCUUUUGGUGUUUUAUAUUUAUUUAACAUUUUAUACAAAUGUAAAGUAGUCAUUGUCCUCCAUAUUCUGAUAAACACGACUUAUCAACUUCCAUAUAUAGUGAGAAAUAAAAAAUAAUAUAUGUUUUUUCUUCUUAUUGGACGCCAAUGCUAUGCAAGCAGUAGGCUAUAGCUGUAACACAUACUGUGUAUUUUGUAUAUUCUAUCCUGCAAAUAUUCAAAUAAAUAAAUGUUGCAUUUUUUAUCUUUCUUA